Molecule: messenger RNA, 1536 nt
Organism: Pochonia chlamydosporia 170
Lineage: Eukaryota; Fungi; Ascomycota; Sordariomycetes; Hypocreales; Clavicipitaceae
Exons: 2
Coding region: 1-1536 (511 amino acids)
Source: RefSeq, a predicted model, not a curated record
AUGGACGAGGCAGGGGACCACGGUCCCUCGGCGGAACAAACGGACCACACCGACAAUACGCAAACAGAAAGCCCCAGUUCCUGGCAAUCAUUUCCAGCAGAACUUCGUCUCAAGAUCCUGGGGUUGAUCUCGGCCGAAAGGUACCGCGGGUGGAGUGCCCACGCGGCCGUGUGCAAAGAAUGGCAGGCAUUCAUAGAAGCAAAAAACUUCCGUCACAUAACCCUACAGUCCUUAUGCCUCCAGGAUCUCCCCCAUAUGAUUCACAAUCGGACGCACCUCGUUGAAAAAAUCUGGCUAAAUGUCCAUCUUCGCCGAUACAGCUGUCGCUGUUGCCAGGAUGAGGAUCGCACCUUUCCAGUCUGGUCAUCAGAGGCCAUGGGUUCGGAGAACAGUCUUUUAAUUAACAGGGAUAUCCUCAGACUCUUUCGGGCCCUCAGCACUUGGACUAACACUAGCAAGCUGACGUUGGAGCUGAGCGCCUGUUCUCCCAGCGACCUGGAUGCGUUUGUCCAAUACCCAAGGUAUCGUGACUAUCAGGAAAUGCCGCCGUCCUACCGCGAACCUGCAACGCCGUGGCAUAGCCCAUACCACUGCUGUGUAUAUCGCCGAAUGGACAUGGUUCCAUGCUCGCUGGGUAUUUUCCGAAUAUUCUCUGUCUACACGUUGCACAAUGUUCACCUCAUCCCACGCGUCCCAGCAGUGACGAAACUGGUGAUACGUCGCCAGUUUCGACGCCAGAUUUCGCCGCUGGCACUGCAGACCUUGUGGCAGAGACUUCCCUCAUUGGAAAGUAUCGUCUACGAGCCUUGGCGACCUGGCCAUCGAGAAUUGAAGAUUGUUCGGGAAAAGAGGUUGAUUUCUGCCCUUUCAGAGGAAUUUCCCAGUCAUAUUCGGAAACUAUCCAUCUUUGAGAACGUCAAUGACGGUCUGACGGCACAGCUGCAAGCAAGCAGAGAAUUCAUGGACCUAGCACGAUUCAACCCAGACGCAGACACAAGUUUGGUUGAGGCGUUUGCCUCACGGAGCUGCGAUCUUGAGCAUAUGUCUAUUGCGUACAUGAUUGAUGCGAAGGCGUUCUUCUCGUCCUGUCUGCCGUCUUAUACGUGGCCUAAUCUGCGCACGCUGGCACUAACAGCAGCGAUUCUGACGCAGGAAGAUGCUAAGGACCAGAUCUAUGAGUUACUACGUGACGCGAGUGUCGUCGCGCUGCGUAUGCCCCAGCUGGCACACAUGGUACUUUGGCAUGGUGUUAAGGGGGCAGCGAGUGCGGUCAUCUAUCACAAGAAGAAGCAAUGGAAGCAAGCUUCACUGACAUGGCGCAGUACUUGGGACCUUCACCUCAAUGACACCAUUGUGAGCUCCUGGCAAGAGGUUACCCCUGAUUACUGCCAACUUCAGAUAAAGAAAGAACUAGUCCAAGGCACUAUCAAGUCGUGCGGCGAUGCCAUUCACAAGCUGGGUUUAUCCCAUGGGAUUAUCCAUCCCGCGUCACUGCGGGAAAUGCGUCAUGAGGGCCAUAUGGGAUUCAAGAUUUGA